GCUUGAUAUUAUACUUAGUACACCAGUAUUAGUUUUGCCGCGAUCAUGUAAAAGUGCAGAGGUUUUGGUUGCUAACUUGGGCAAAAUAACUAUAUGUAACACACAGGAGAAUUCGGAGAAUUGUCCUGAAAGUAUAAGUAGAGAUACAUAUUUUAUAGAUAUAAGAAAUGUUAACCUUUGCUCGUUAAACAUUAACAAAAGAAGCGACAUUAGAUCCAAAGUGCCACCCAAAGCUAAUGAAAUAUAUUCUUGCCAUAAAGACGCAAUGGCAAUAUUACACGAUACAGCUCUUCUAUUUCAAUGUAUUUAUGAAUCUAAAACACCUGAACCAGACAGAUCAUGGGAUAAACAUCAAACGCUUUUAAUUGACGGAAGUGUUACUCAAAGCUUAAAUGUAUGUUUAUCAAGAUCACAAUAUGAACAAGUAAUAGAAACCAUGGGAUACGCAACUAAUAUUAUGCUUUUAAAAGAAUCAAUUAUUAAAACAGAAAAAGAAAUUGAAGCAUCUGAAGAGGCAUGUGCAACUGAGCACUCAAAAACUAACGAUUUUAAAAAAAUUUGCCUACAAUUUUCAGUGCCAAUCUUCAAACUAGAUUUAAAAAAUGAGCAUAAUAUUUCUCUUAUACAUAUAACGUUACAAGAAUUUAUAUUUCAUAAAAAUGAUACCACACAUCAAAAAGAAGUUCAAGUGUUACUACGAUCCGUUGUUAUGGAAGACUUAAAAUGUACAACAAAAUCCAAAUAUAGAAAUAUGGUAAAUUCGUUAAGAGAUAAUGAUAAUAAUCAUUUAUCUAGAGAUAAAAUCUCUCAUUCGUGUCCAGACUUAUCAAAUUUUAAAGAUUUUGAAAUUCUCAAUAAAUGUAUGUCUAUGCCGAGAAAUUUAAACGAAAAAAGAAAAGACAAUAUUAAAAAUAAAAAUUUUAAUAUGAAAUGUUUUAAAAAAAUCGAUCUUGAAAUUAAUCAGAAGAUUAAAACGGAAAACUUAGUAAUAUAUAAAUCUAUUACAACUUGGAGUAUUGAUACAAAAAAUGAAGAAGAAACUAAAAGUUCCAUCGAUUUUAACUGUCUAAAUUUAAUCAUAUCUAUUGAGAAAUGGUUUAUGGUGUUUGAUUUUUUUGGACUUAUUACUAAUCAAGCAGAUAAUUCAGACGAGCAAAGAAAUCAGAAAUCUUCUAACAAUCAAACCCUUUCCAAGAGAGAAUUGCAAAUAUCAGUUCGUUCUCUCAAUCUCAUUUUGGUCAGAAAUGAGUCUGAAUUAUCGAAAGCCAAUAUUUCAUGUGCGAUCUUGCAUAUUAAUAAGGAAGAUGUAAUAAAAUCAAUAGAUGGACGAUUGGGAUCUAUUUCUUUAUAUGACUUAACACCAUAUGGCUAUUUGUAUCAAGAAAAAUUUUCCACAUCUGGGACCGAGGCAUUAAGUUUUACAUAUAACAGGAAAUCAAAUUACCCAACAAGGACAUUAGAUAAAGAUGCAACCCUGUUAAUUUUCAUGUCCUCCGUCAAAUACAUACACACCAAGAGGUUCAUCGUGGAAAUUCACUUGUUCGUGAAAGAGCUAUUACAGCUACAGUCGCCUGUAAUGAAUCGGAUUAAAAUUAAAAAGAAAGGAUCAAGGAAAAAUCUGAACAGUACUGUAAAAAUUGGAUUGGAAAUACACGCAGAAUCUCCAAUUAUUCUGUUACCGGUUUCUUACAAUAGUAACCAACUGUUAAUUGUCGAUCUUGGCAAAUUUACGUUAGUAAAUAGUUUUCACUACGCAAACGAUUUGACGUCUUUAAAUGAAAAGCGAAUGGAACUUAUUGCUUAUAAUGAAAUUGUCGAUUUAAUGAGUAUUGAACUAGUAAACAUAAAUGUUCUUACUGGUGAGCGUGAAAACAGUAAUCAAAGGAGUCGUACAGUUGAAACUAAUUCAAAUAUACUUCACGUUGGAAAUUUCAGUAUUGUGAAGCUAGGCAAUACAAUAUUUAAAGAAAAAUGUCAUUUAAAGUUACAAGUAAUAAGAAAUACUGAAUCAGAUGUAAGUCAUAAUAUUCCGGACAUAACAGUAAAAGGGACACUUUCGGAGCUUCACGGGCUAAUUAAUUUGCAACAAUACAAACUUAUUCGAGGCUUUCUUAACUACAACUUAGGGGAGACUAUAGAUGAUGUAUAUUACAGCUUUCAAGUUAAUCUUAGUGAAUCCAUUGAAAAACUUUGCUCUAUGACAAAAGUAAAUGUAUCCCAUCAAAAUAACCCAUCCAAUUGGACUACUUUAUCAAUGAAUUUUCUGCUAGAAAAUGUAAUUAUAUCUUUAGCUGAAUCAAUUGAUUUCAGCAACUAUUAUUCAAACGAUACAUUGGCCUGUAUUAAGUUUAUAAAAUCAACAUUGGAAAUUGACUCUUUUAGUGAUGGCUCACAGGAUAUUGAUUUAAUUUCAAGUGAAAUUCUAAUUAUGGAUGCUAGAAAUCAUUUUUCGGGGUACAGUUCAAAGAAUAUAUUCAAGUAUAUUUUAAAACCAUCUGUUGAAGGUUCCUCUACAAAUGUAGUACAAGCUGAAAUCCAUAGCCGGAAACGAAACGAUACAUCUAAAUAUACAAUACUUUUAAACAAUAUGAGAAUAAUGGCCAUCCUAGAUUACUUGGAAAAAUUAAAUAACUUUUUGAAGGAAGAACCACAAAUGACUUCAGAAACAAGUUUAAAGCAGAAAAUAAUUUCAAGUAUUUCAACACCACAAGAAUCGGAGAAGACAUCGGCUCCAUGUUUGGAGGACAACUCCAAAUAUGAAUUUGUGCUAAAUAUUACUAAUUCCGAAAUAGUGUUUGUUGAAAACAAUGAUCAGAUUGAUACAAAUGCUAUAAUAUUGAAAAGCACAACGGUUUAUUCUUACAAACCAAACAGUAUUGUUCCUAUUUCAAUAGAUAUAAAUCACCUAGAAAUAUUCUCUUGUAUUUUGGGAUCUGAAAACGAAAGUUCUCAGUCAAUUAUUGACCCUUUUACGCUUAAUAUGGAGGUGCGUAACAAUUGUUUUCAAGUUCAGAUUCAAAAUAAGAUUUUUUUGCGAAUUUCUUACAACGAUGCUAUGUUGUUUUCUCGAAUUAUGCAAUCUAUACCAAAGCAAACAAACAAACAUGUAUUAAGGAAUUCGAAUCAACGUAAUGACUACAAUAAAAUUGCACCAUUAGUUGCAAUGGGCUUUAAACAUUCCGAAUGUUGGCAUGCAAUGGAGGUCAAUGGUUUUAAUAUUAAUGAAGCAGCUAUUUGGUUAUCACAACAUAAAUAUAAGAACUCAAAUACUGCGCUUGAAAUAAAUUGCAUUAUGUUGAACGUUAGUUCUAUUUCAGUGUGUAUAAUCGACGAUUGCUUAGACGCUGAUGUGCCUCUUUUAGAAGUUUCUCUCUCUAAUCUUAUUAUAAGUCAAAGAAUUCAGACAAAAGAUGAUAAAAAUAUUAAAUUUUAUGAGGGAGAAAUUGAUGCUGUGAUUUCUAGUGACUACUACAAUCGUCGACUAAGCGGUUGGGAGCCAAUAAUUGAACCUUGGCAGUGUACGGGUCGUUGGAAGUUCUCAAAAAGUAUAGUAGAUAAAACAAAACGAUUGUUUAUACAAGGAAAUAGCAAACAAGUGUUAAAAUGUAAUAUUACAUCUACACUUUUGGAGUUAUGUGAUUUAGUCCAUAAAAAUUGGACAGAAGAUUAUUUUAAACGGUCUGUUUCUAAAAACGAUGACAUCCAAUGUACAAACGUUAAUGUUCGAAGAAGACUUCCAUUUGUUCCAUUUGCAUUAAAAAACUUAACCGGGGAACCACUUAUAUUUAAAAUAUUUUUUUCGCAUGCUGGUGGCAUAACACGUACAGAAGUAACACAACAAGAUCUUAUGUGCAACUGGAUAUCUGCACAACACAAUGAAGUAGUUCCCUUUGAUUUUGGUCCCCAAAGUAAAUUAAGACAUUUGGAUUCUCAUAAACUUAACAUGCAUCAGAUACUUGUUCAAAUUCAUGGCUGGACAUUAAUUGGUCCCAUUUCAAUUGAUAAAGUUGGAACAUUUUUCCGUUAUGCCAAUCUAGAUAUGCAAUAUAACAAAAAGGCCCGAAUUGUUUUUGAAAUCUCACUUGUUGGAUCGGCACAAAAAUUAAUUGUAGUUCGUUCAGCUUUAAAUGCAGUAAACAAUACAAUGAAAACAUUUCUUUUACGCAUGAAGCUGAAAAAUGAAAAAGAAUCUAAUCUGAUGACAUUAAACCCACUAGAAAAAAUAACAAUACCUUUGCGAUUUGUUGAUUCCUCUAUCUACCUAAAACCGCUCUCUGGCGCAGAAUCCAAUGAUAACAACGCCGAUCUUUAUGGAGAAAGUACUGAUUCAUUGGAUAAUAAUUGGCAAGUAGAUGACAAUGGCUUCUGUACAAGAUCUAUUCAAUGGACUCACUGUAAUUCAAAUGACAGUAUCCAGGAUAUACAUUCGUGUUACUCCCCAAAUAAAAUACCAUUUCAUGUAUUAACUGAAAUAAAAAAAGAUAAAUAUCCAAUAAGAGACAAUUUAUCAAUGCCAGGUCACACUAUUACUAUUAUACCACCCCUUAAGCUGAAAAACUUGCUGUGUUGUGAUUUAAUCUUCAAAAUUAUGGGACAUACUCAGGGUAGAUUAAAUGCUUCUGAUGAAGUAGAAAUUUACUCUAUUGACAUCAAUGAAUCAUUUUGCCUCAGCAUAACUUUAGACAAUUAUAAACUUUCUGGACAAUUAAAAAUUCCAAUGGGGCAUACUGGGAUUGUGGAACCGAAGUUAAAAUUAAUUGAUGUUCUUAAUAGAGAGCUCUUUUUGCGAAUAUCAAUACAAUCAUUUCAAGGGAAAGGAAUGGAAAUAUUUAUCGGAGCUCCAAUUUGGCUUAUAAAUAAAACUGGACUGCCACUUAUUUUUAGGCAAGAGGGUACAAACCUUAUAGCAUCUGGCCAGUUUGAUGAACACGAACAUGCCAGAGAAGUGUCACCUCUCAUGUUUUCGUUUUCCGAUCAGGAAGGGUCUCCAUUACUAGAAUUUCGUCUAGGAAAAAGUUUUGGAAAUAACAAUCAGUGGUGUAAAAGUUUUGGAAUCCACAAAGAGACUACUUUUCGCGAGUUAAAGGCAGAGCAGUCAAAAAUUAACUAUGUAAUUGGUGUAAAUGUGCAAAGGGGAACUGGGUUAUAUAGCUGUACAACAUUUAUUACACUCACACCUCGCUUUCAACUGUAUAAUAGAACUACACAUAGACUGGAAUUUGCUCAGAAGUGCGAUAUAAAAGAAAUGAAAAAAACUUUGUCUGAUAAGGUAAUAAUUGCCCUGCCAGGAUGCAAUUUUCCUUUUCAUUGGCCAAAUUGUGAGCAGGAACCACUGUUAUGUGUACGAGUAGUAGGUGAAGACUAUUCUCAUUGGUCCAGUGGUUUGCCGGUAAAUGAAGCUAAAAGCCUUUACAUAAAUAUUAGAAAUGAAUUAGGUGACAUGAUAUUUUUACGAUUGGAAGUUAUACUGCAUGGAGGAACAUAUCUUUUGCACUUUACGGAUGCUAGUACGUUACCACCACCAAUACGGAUUGAUAAUUAUUCGGAAGUUCCAAUUUAUUUUUAUCAAAAAGGUAUCGAAUCACAAUGGAGGACUACUGCAAAGCCACAGUCAUCGCUGGCAUAUGUGUUAGAUGAUCCUAUAGGACCACAAUCUUUGUUAUUUGAAGCUCCUGGGGGAAAUUUUAUUGAAUACUCUAUCAACAAAAGCGGUGCUACUAAAAGCAUUACAUAUGCAAAUUUCAUAUAUAUAGCUUUUAAGGAAACUUUUCGAUUAGUUCCAUCUGAUUGUGAUAACAAAAAUGAAGGAAUUGAAGGUCAACAGUUGGUUCUAGGCGUUAAAGACAAGCGGGUAAUAAUAACAAAGAAGUGCACGGGUGACCGCUCUCAACUAUGGUUAAUGAAUUCUUUUGGCCAACUAGAACAUGAAGGUUCAUCGCCUCCGACAGAAUUUUCAAAAUCAACACAUCAAACCCCUCGCUUAGUUUUAGAUCUUGAAAAACCGCCAAAUCCCACUGACUAUACAAAGCUCGUUGUACGACCGCAAAAUAAUCAAAGAGUCACUACACAAACUUGGCGUUUCGAGAACGGUAGACUGAUGUGCCACGCAAAUAUGUGUGUACAGGCUGCAAAUGGUGUAUAUGGAUUGCAACCUGGUUUUGAUGCUGUUUUGGGAAGAAUGGAGAUUAGCUCGAGAGCUUCUAAUUCAGACCACGUUCCAUUUGAACAAAGUAUUGAAAUUCAGAAAUUACGGCCGGGUUCAGGGCAUCUUGAAGUAGUUAAUAAAAUGGAUGGGCCAAUAAAAUCCAUACAAAUUCACGAUGUAAAAUUAAAUUCGGAUGAAAUAAUACUUGCUCCAGAUCCAAUGUGGAAUCAUGCAUCUGUUUUUAAUAAAGGAUUAACGAACAACAAAAAUCUUCCCAUUCUGGAUGAACUAAUGAUCAAACUAACGCUGUCAAAAGGAUUGGGAAUUUCAAUAGUCACACGAUCCCCUUGUGAAGAAUUAGCGUAUAUAACGUUAGAGAACAUAAUUGUUGACAUAAUUUUAUUGCCCUUCACGAAGUCGAUCGAUUUAAAAGUCAGAGACCUGCAAAUAGAUAAUCAGCUAUUGGAAGCGCAAUGCCCUAUAGUAUUGUAUACUUGGAAGUCAAAUAACGAAACCUCAGACCAAGAGUCAUUAAUUUUGAGGGCAAAAUUGUUGCCAAGCCCAAAUAAGAAUGCUGUUAUAUUUGAAAAUUUUUCUUUUGACAUUAAACCUUGUACUGUUGUAAUAGAAGAAAGAUUUAUUCUCAAAACUGCGUUAUUUUUGGGAUACAAAAAACAUACUCAACGACAUGAGAAGUUACCGGAUAAUCAUAUAUACCAUAAAUAUGAAAAUCCAUUUUCGAAAAAUGCUAAGAGAUUUUAUUUUGAAAGCUGUUUAAUUGGAUCAACACAGGUACGACUAAGUGUUUUAACUGCUCCUAAAUUGAAUACUGAGCUAGUAGAAAUAAAAAAAUCCUUGGGAUUAACCCUUAUUAAGUUCGAAGAUGCUAUUAUAGAAUUUGAUAAGUUUUCGGAUAGACAUCAUUUUGAAACAUUAGAAGUCUAUGGGAAGGCACUUAAAGCUCAUUAUAUGAAUCAGUUAAAGUGGCAUGCUGCAUCUAUUCUAGGAAGUGUUGAUUUUUUGGGAAAUCCGUUGGGAUUUGCAAAUGAUUUAUCGGAAGGAGUAUCUGGCCUCAUUUUUGAGGGAUCAGUCAAAAGUUUGGUUAAAAAUGUUACACAUGGUAUAUCAAACUCCACUGCAAAGUUAACGGAAACUUUAUCAGAUAGCCUUGGAAGAGUCGUUUUAGAUGAACACGAUAAUGAAACAAGACAAAAAAUUUUGGAAGUAGCACAUCCUACAUCGGGAGGUCAUUUAGCUGCUGGUUUAAAAGGUUUUGGGUUUGGAUUACUUGGUGGAGUCACGAGCAUUGUUCGACAUACUUAUGUUGGUGCUCAGUCUGAUGGUCUUCCUGGAUUUUUUAGUGGUCUCGGCAAAGGCAUUGUGGGUACGGUUACCAAACCGUUGAUUGGUGUUCUGGAUUUAGCAUCUGAAACUGCUACCGCUGUGAGAGAAACAAGUAGAGGUUCACACCAUUAUCUACCAGAUCGUAAGCGUUUGCCAAGAUGCGUAACUGGAGCACCGGGUGGACUUUUACCUUUCUAUUCCUAUCGACAAAGUAAAGGUCAGCAGUAUCUUUAUAUAAUAAAUCGACGAAAUUUUGGAGAAAAGCUUAUAUUUUAUGAGCCAAAUCUUUGCAAUGAUAAAGAAGCGCAAUUAAGACUUUUGGUAUCGACAGAAUAUGUGAGAAUUUUUUCAAGAUGCGAAGAGGAUCCUGCUAUUAUGUUUGAAUGUCAUUUAAGUGAAGUCCUAUCCUGUCAUCCAAUUACAACUAACACGACUAUAUCAAGCAAAGUACUACCUAAUUAUUAUAUUGAGAUAUCAACAAAUGUACCAAAGAUUACAAGGCCAAGAGUCAGAUGUCAAACUGAAGAUAUUGCUGAAAGAGCCUCAAGAUGUAUUAAUUACGCUAAAGCUGUCUACGAUGAACGGGAACUUUCAGUGGCAACAUUUUGAAUUUAAUCAACAUGAAUAUAUGUAUUUAUAAUAAAUAAAAGCAAUAUGAAAACUUUGUAUAAAAUAUUUUAUGUAAUAUAUUUGUUAUGGUGAAAUUAAGAAAUAAGAUAAUUAACAAUAUAAUAAAUAUUUGUUUAAAUAAUAAUAAUACAAUCAAAUGUACGUAAGUAAUUACUUUUAUCUAUUAACUAUCUACAUCAAAAUAAGAUAAUGGGAACUUAAUUGCCACAAUUAUUUAGUAUACAGUAAUGUAAUUCCAAUAAAAUUUAAAAUUCUCGAUGUACGAUUUUUUACAUUUACUUAUUUUCAGUCUCCGAUUUUUUGCAUAAAUACAAAAUUACAAAAAUACAAAAAAACUUAUUGUAUUAAUCUAUAAUUAAUGGUUAUGUUUUUUCAGUUUGAUAAUUUUAAAGAAAAACAACCCAGCAAAAACUUACAUUCAUUGAAAAGUAAGUUUUUUUGCAAGUACAAUUCAUUACCAUGUUUCAGCUGGGUAAAACGGCAAAACUCAAAAUAAAGUACUUACGUAUAUGAUUAUAUGUAAGUCAUUAUAAGAGUGCUUAAAAGUAAUGCAGACUGUAAGUAUUAGUCAUUGAAAAGUAAGUGGUUAUGUAAGUACAAGCCAUUACCGAGUUUUUUCUGGAAAGUGUUCUAUAAAAAUACCAAGCUAAAACUUUCAUUGUCAUGUAAGGGGUUAAAAUGCUAAAAUUUACUUACACAAUAGCAUUUUAAGUCAUUAUUUUAACACGGCGAUGUCAUUAUAGGUAAGUACUCACCACAAUCGCUUACAGGUAAUUAGAGAAAUCAGUAAAUGCAAAUCGUGUGAAAAAACUUAUACAGCUUCUAUACCUUCACGAAGGCUAAUGAAAAGUAAUGACUUUCUUAUAAUCUGAUAUGGAAGUACUUUAUUUUCAGCUUUGUCAUUUU
This is a messenger RNA of Lucilia sericata (common green bottle fly), 9025 nucleotides long. RefSeq names its product vacuolar protein sorting-associated protein 13D (gene Vps13D). The record is from RefSeq and is a predicted model, not a curated record. Gene Ontology annotation, biological process: protein retention in Golgi apparatus; mitochondrion organization; protein targeting to vacuole. The transcript has 11 exons. Lineage: Eukaryota; Metazoa; Arthropoda; Insecta; Diptera; Calliphoridae. Gene Ontology annotation, cellular component: extrinsic component of membrane. Gene Ontology annotation, molecular function: protein binding. Bases 266 to 8098 code for a protein of 2610 amino acids.